Sarcophilus harrisii (Tasmanian devil) is the source of this 2504-nucleotide messenger RNA. RefSeq names its product neurexophilin and PC-esterase domain family member 3 (gene NXPE3). Lineage: Eukaryota; Metazoa; Chordata; Mammalia; Dasyuromorphia; Dasyuridae. Bases 764 to 2443 code for a protein of 559 amino acids. The transcript is spliced from 8 exons. The record is from RefSeq and is a predicted model, not a curated record.
CAAACCAACACACUUGUAUUCAUGCUUCAUUCACGACUGUCAGUCAUUGUUUCAGGCUCCGCCUCUCCCGAACCCGACCAAUGCUACACUGGGACGAGUGAGGGGAGACGUAUUGGGGUCACAGCAGCUGAGAUACCGGGAAGUAGAAGGAGGUUGGAAUCGGGGAAGGCUCUCGCUUGACCCUGGCAGCGACCCUGCUUGGUUUUGAGGCACCUGAGCUUCUCAGCAAUUAUGUGAGGGGCUGCUGGAGGGAUGGGAUCUAGGGAACCCCCUACGGCAGCGGCGUCUGCAGCGGCUGCUGGUGGAUGCCCAGCUGCUGUCUCACCCUGGAACUUCCCUUGGAAUCUGGGGCCUCUUCACCUUGGAGCAUCCAUCCUUCCCCUGAGACCUUUUCCACUUUGAAUAACUCUCUGCCAUGCUGGAUAUCUUCUCCCAUUGGUCCAGUUAAUUAUCCAUUUAUAGUGCCUGUGCAAGUAUAAUUAUGGAUGGAUCUACUGAAUGAAUUGUCCAAACAAAUCAAAUAAGGUCAAGUCAACAAACAUUUAUUAAACACCUGCUAUAUGCUAGAUACUAUGGAGCCCUUUGAAUGAGAUUUGAUAUUUAAAUUUACUAUAUUUCUCCUUUAAUACAAAGAACUCUAAAAUGUGCUAACAGAGUGACAACGAUACCUGGAAAUUGGUAAUUCUGAGAAACUAUGACGUUGAUCUGUGUGGAGCAAAGGCAGCAUGGUGUCCUCCAUGACUGAUGGAGACACAAGUAGACAAUGUGGACGAAUUUCUGCAAACCAUGGUUUUUCUGCUGUCUUCUAGCAGCACUGACCAUUGUGCUACUAGUCCUCAAUGUAAAUCAGUUAGAGCAUUUGGAUCAUGAAAGUGUUUUAGCUACUGUCAUUGAUAGCAGUGGACAGGAUACUUCCCCUCAAGCCUCAGGAAUUAGCAGAAAGUCCUACUGUGGAUAUGAACAUCAAACCUUGUCCAAGAGGGAACGUUUGGAAGAGAACUCUUUAUUGGCGUUUUUUCAGAGUCAUGAGCCACAUACGGAUUUAGUCCCAUUUGUGAAGAGCACUGACCCUUCCUCUAGCUAUUUUGUGAUAUUGAACUCUGGAACAUUCUUCAAGGUGGGGAGCCAACUUGAGAUUCUGGUUCAAGUACAAGAUUUCCAAGGGAGGCCCAAAAAGUAUGGUGGAGACUACUUACAGGCCCGAAUCCACUCCCCCAAACUGCAAGCUGGUGCGGUGGGUAGAGUUGUAGACUACCAAAAUGGAUUCUACAAAGUUUUUUUUACCUUGCUUUGGCCAGGCAAGGUGACUGUGUCUAUAGUUCUGGUUCACCCAAGUGAAGCAAUCCAAGUCCUUCAGCAUCUCCAGGAGGUGAGACCAGAUAGGGUCUAUUUUAAAAGUCUCUUCCGAUCGGGGAGAAUUUCAGAGACUACCAUAUGCAAUGUAUGUCUCCCAGGAAACCUUCCUGUAUGUAACUUCACAGAUCUCUAUACUGGGGAGCCCUGGUUUUGCUUCCAACCAAAAAAGCUCCCUUGUAGCAGCAGAAUCAAUCAUUACAAAGGAGGGUACCUCAAGGGUCUUCUAACUGCCACAGAGAGUGCUUUCUUCCAAAGUGAUGUCAAUAUCAAAAUGCCAAUUCGUUCCAGUGGACCUGAUUGGGUGACUGUGAUUCCCCUAGGAGUAAAAGAAGCGAAUGACCCUGAACCCUCUCAAAGCAUGGAAAACUUCCCUUCUGGUUAUUAUUACAAAAACCAAUGGAGGCCUAGAAAAUUCAAGAUGCACCAGUUUAAUGAGCCUGACAACAUUACAGAAUGCUUACAAGGAAAAAUGAUCUAUUUAUUUGGUGACUCUACCAUAAGACAGUGGUUUGACUAUCUGAUCACAUUUGUCCCAGAUUUGGUGGAGUUUAACCUGGGCAGUCCUAAAAAUGUGGGCCCCUACCUCGCAGUGGAUUUGAAACACAACAUUUUGCUACAGUACCGUUGUCAUGGACCUCCCAUCCGAUUCACUACUGUCUUAAGCAAUGAGCUACAUUAUGUGGCCAAUGAGCUGAACAGGAUUGUGGGAGGGAGAAGCACUGUGGUGGCCAUAGCCAUAUGGUCUCACUUCAGCACCUUCCCCUUAGAAGUUUAUAUUCGGCGACUGAGGAACAUUCGCCGUGCAGUUGUACGCCUCUUAGACCGGAGUCCAAAGACUGUGGUAGUUAUCCGAACAGCCAAUGUCCAGGAACUGGGGCCAGAGGUUAGCCUUUUCAACAGUGACUGGUUCUCCUUUCAGCUUGACACCAUUCUAAGGAAGAUGUUCUCUGGGGUAGGCGUGUAUUUAGUAGAUGCCUGGGAGAUGACACUUGCCCACUACCUGCCACACAAGCUGCAUCCAGACGUAGUAAUUGUCAAGAACCAGAUUGACAUGUUUUUGUCUUUUGUGUGUCCAGCAAAGACUUAGCUUUGCCCUUUGGGGAGUCCUUCUAAGGGGGAGUUGUUAACAUUAAAUUAUGUGAAAAACA